Oncorhynchus mykiss (rainbow trout) is the source of this 4113-nucleotide messenger RNA. NCBI's taxonomy places the organism in Eukaryota, Metazoa, Chordata, Actinopteri, Salmoniformes, Salmonidae. The record is from RefSeq and is a predicted model, not a curated record.
GCAUUACGUCAUCGGCAGAGGCCACAUACUCGAAGCAAAUGUUGGGUAGUGCUAACGUUACGCGAACAUUUCGAAUACAGCACCAUUGCAAAAAGCGUUAGUAAUAACAGGAUUAGCAGCGUUCUAGGUGUAAUGGUGAAUUGGUCUAAAUGAAUCGUAAUCAUAUAUAUGGAUACGGCUGACACUUCAAUUCCUGGAGGUAAACAAUGCAGUUUUAUGACCAUGCCUCGAUGUCCUGAAUGAUUGAAGAUCGUGGGAGGAGUGGCGACAUCAUGGCGGAGAGACGACAACUGUUCGCAGAGAUGCGGGCACAAGAGUUGGAUUCCAUAAGAUUGUCCACAUAUAGAACUGCUUGCAAACUCAGAUUCGUUCAGAAGAAAUGCAAUCUCCAUUUGGUGGACAUCUGGAACGUGAUCGAGGCGUUCAGAGAGAACGGCCUGAACACCAUGGACCUCAACACAGAGUUCACUGUGGCUCGCCUGGAAGCAAUACUAUCGACCAUCUUCUACCAGCUCAACAAGCGCAUGCCCACCACACACCAGAUCAAUGUGGAACAGUCCAUCAGUCUGCUACUCAACUUUCUCCUGGCUGCCUAUGACCCGGAAGGCCUCGGAAAAAUGUCUGUCUUUGUUGUGAAGAUGGCCCUAGCAACCAUCUGCGGAGGAAAGAUUUUGGAUAAAUUAAGAUAUAUUUUUUCACAGAUAUCAGACCCUGGUGGCAUAAUGGUGUACUCCCAAUUCGACCAGUUUCUGAGGGAGGUUCUCAAAUUGCCAAUGACUGUUUUUGAGGGGCCUUCCUUUGGCUAUACUGAGCAAGCCACAAGAACCUGCUUUGCACAGCAGAAAAAGGUCUCCCUCAACACAUUCCUGGACACGAUGAUGUCAGAUCCUCCUCCUCAGUGUCUGGUGUGGUUACCACUCAUGCAUCGCUUGGCUAAUGUGGAGAAUGUGUUUCACCCGGUCGAGUGCUCCUACUGCCACAGUGAGAGUAUAAUGGGCUUCCGCUACCGCUGCCAACAAUGUCAUAAUUACCAGCUCUGUCAGGACUGCUUCUGGAGGGGGCAUGCCAGUGGUUCCCAUAGCAACCAGCACCAAAUGAAGGAGUACACGUCAUGGAAAUCGCCUGCUAAGAAGUUAUCUAAUGCUCUCAGCAAAUCACUGAGCUGUGCAUCUAGCAGAGAACCUUUACACCCCAUGUUUCCUGACAUGCCAGAAAAACCUCUGAACCUAGCCCACAUUGUAGACACUUGGCCUCCCAGACCAAUGAAUAGCACCAAUGACUUCAUGCUCUCCCACUCCAUGCCCACGUCAGGGAACCCUUACUCCACUAAGAAUUUGCUGGAGAGCAGUUCCCACCAGGAGGAAGAGCACAGUCUCAUCGCCCGCUACACUUCUAGACUGGCCUCUGACGCAGCCGCCGCGCAACAGCAGCAGAGGGUCCCCAACGACAUAUCUUUCUCUCUGGAUGCCAACAAGCAGCAGAGGCAGCUUAUUGCUGAGCUAGAGAGCAAAAACAGAGAGAUCUUGCAGGAGAUCCAGCGUCUGAGAGUGCAGCACGAGCAGGCCUCACAGCCUCCCACAUGCACGUCCCAACAGAACCCCACUCUGCUGGCCGAGCUACGGCUUCUCAGGCAACGCAAAGAUGAGCUGGAGCAGAGGAUGUCUGCUCUGCAGGAGAGUCGCAGGGAACUCAUGGUACAGCUGGAGCAGCUGAUGCUGCUGCUGAAGGAGGAGGAAAGGAAGCAAGCUACUCAGGGACCUGGCUCCCCCCGCUCGUCUCCCAGCCACACAGUCAGUCGGUCCAUCCCCAUGCCAACCCAGUCAGAGUCUGCCGGCACCACACCCACUCACACCCCUCAGGACUCACUCAUGGGUGUGGGAGGGGACGUGCAGGAGGCCUUCGCUCAGGGCCCCAGGAGGAACUUGAGAAAUGACCUCCUUGUUGCAGCUGACUCCAUCACCAACACCAUGUCUUCAUUGGUUAAAGAGCUCAAUUCAGAGGCUGGAAGUCAAUCAGAGAGCAACAUGGACUCUCAAACAGAUGAACUGUUCUCCUCUCCCACUUCCGAUCCUCUAGCACAGAUGACCACUAAACCACGUCUUGGUGGCAGGAACCCUGGUGGAGUUGAGGAGGAGUGCUAUGAGAACGACUUGGUUCAGGUGCUGGAGGAUGAGCUGAAGAUGGGGGAACUACUAAAACACAGACGGGAGCAAGAGAAACCCCAUAUGGUGACUUUGCAGCAAUGACCUUGUCAUAUUCCUGGUAAGCAAUAUGAAAAGCCACAAAAGUAGAAAAACACUGGAAGAUGGAUGAGAAGAGCAGGCAUAUAGAGAAGGCUGUGGAGAGAUGAUGGUCCACAUGCAUGCAAGUCAAACUAAAAAAGAAGUGACAAGGAGGAAGGAUCAAAGUUAUGACACUGCUAAAUCCAACAUAUUAUGUAAAGAUCUAUUUUUUAAACCAACAGCAUUUUUAAGUGAAUACUGUGAACCGAUAUGGAGGGAUUAUUAAACAAAACAGCUGUCUAUUAUACCACCGGUGCCAUAAAAUUGAAUAACUUUGUUGAGAAUUAUUUGAUUUUUAAUCAUAUUAUUUUUGGGUAUGAGUUGUUGAAGAAUUGUGCAAGUAUAUGCUGUAGUUCAUUUUUCCCUGGGGCCACAUUCGGUCUUCAACGAGGUCCGGAGGGUCGCACUGAAUUGUUUAAAAUAUUUCCUUGCUGUCAAAAUUUGCAAAAAAUUGUCCACUUAUCCAUCAUUUUGGGAAUUUUCUAUGCUCUCUGACUGUUUAGAGUUUAUUAGCGAGCUGGACUGUCAAGAAACUAUGAGUAUAGGUCCAAUAUCAUUUCUACACAGUUGUGAUUAGAUUUUAGUCUUUUUUUUUUUCAUUUUAAAGUAUAUUUUUACUCCAACCACCCACGGGCCAGAUUGGACACCCUCCGACCUGCGGGCCGUGCCGUAUGUUUGACACCCCUGCUGUAGGUGUAUUGCUGGUGAGAUUGCUUUUUAAACCAAAUAGUAAACUUGGUAUAUGUGUAAACUGAGGCACAACUGUCUAUAACCCAGAGGGUAGCUACAGUAUGUCUGACGCUAUGACCUGGUUGGCCCAUCAGUCGAAUGAUACUGGUGUUGUAUCGCUUUUGUAUUUGUUGUUUGACUGUUUAGCUUUUUGAUUGAGUGGCUUGUCAGAUAGUUUAUUUUAUUUGCCUUAGCUGGUUAGCUUAGCUCACAUUUGGAUGGGGUACAGUCAGACCUUCAAUGCAGCAUGUACUGUAGCUAACAUUGUUCCAGCCACUGAUACAUUUAUAUUCACUGUCAAAAUCACGUUGUUUAUUUCACCCACAAGUAUUGCCUAGUAGUUAAUAGUACUGUAUUACGUAAUACAACUGCAGAAGAGGAACAAUGUUAUUUGCCCUCUUCUGCAUGUUGUGUUUGCCACAUUGCAAAUUUUAUUUAAUUCCACCUGGAGUAUUAAGCCGUUAGGUGAUACUAAGAGAAUCAGACAGUAUAAGACAAAGAAGCUGAACCUAUGAUACAUCUAAUGCUGGAAAGUGAUAUUGUCUACUGAAGGAUUUUGUUAACUAAUAGCUAUACUUUGAUUAAGAGUUAUAGUUUAUUUUAUUUUAUUAAUAGCUGCUUGAGGUUUGAAGAUGUGACGACAUAAAUGAAAUUGGAGUAGGGAAUACAGUACGUAGACAGUACAUAGUAGAUAGAAUGGACAGUACAGUACAUAUAACGGACAACAUUGUUUAUAACACUCCAGAUUCUAAGGUUUACACUUGCAAGAACAGAGGACAUUGUUUGUUUACCAUGUAUUAGAAUCAACAUCUUCUGUUUUACCAUAGAUUUUGAAGUUUAAAUGUUCUGACCAAAUUAUUAGCGUUCUUAUACUCACUCACACACACAUCUCUCACAAACAUACACUCACAGUCACACACUUGGUAACCAAGCUCAUUGUGUGUAAAUGUUACCCAGUCACUUUACAAUAUGUGGUGCAAGCCAAUAAAUGUGUGAAAUAUAUCUAGUAUGAUUUUCAAGCUAGUUCGUAUAAGUGAUUUUGCAUGGUGGUGAUGAUGCAUAAUAAAGAAUUGACACAACAUGAUAAUGUUGUUGCCUAUGA